Messenger RNA from Adineta ricciae, 2748 nucleotides. Lineage: Eukaryota; Metazoa; Rotifera; Eurotatoria; Adinetida; Adinetidae. The record is from the annotation of a GenBank genome assembly.
AUGUUAAAAACAAUUUGGUAUCGUUGUGCAACUGAAUAUAACGGCAAAGAAAUUGAAAAAGACGCAGAAUAUGAAAAAAAACUGGUCAACGCAUUUCCCGAAUUAUUAAUGUUCACUGAUAUAAAUAACUGCAUUGAUUACAUCAGCGAUUGUGAUGAACGAACAAUUUCUUUGAUUCUUUCAGACGUUCACGGUAUUCAAUCUUUAUCACUUAUUUAUCAACUGAGACAAUUCAUACGUAUUUAUAUUUUGGAACCGAUUUCAUCGAUGAAACAAACAUCAGAUGAUGUCAUUAUCAAAAAUUCUCCGGUUAUUUGUGGUCCAUUUAAACAAGUAAAUAAACUAAUCGCUCAGUUACAUUGCGAUGUAAUAUCACCGGAGAGAGCCACUUUUACAAAUCCUUUCGAUCUUCUUGUUGAUCAUUUACAUACAAUUGAUGAUAUUGACGAACGAGAAAAUGAACGUCUUCACUUUCAAGUCAUACUCACCGCGCUUCUACGUUCUGAUACUUCAACGGAUUUUGUUCGACAGUUGAUGAUUGAUGAAUGUCGUAAACAUUAUACAAAUAUUAACAACAUAGUUUAUCUACGAAAAAUUGAUGAGUUUGAACACAGCGAAAGUCGAUUUUCAACUUUCCAUUGGUGGUCACAAGAUUCCUUUGUCUAUCGUUUGAUUAAUGAGGCACUACGUUCUCGUCAUUGGAGUUCGAUUAUGAAGUAUCGUUAUUUUAUUGUGAAGCUAUAUAACGAGAUAAAGAAACUUCAUCAAGAACAAUUUCCAAUAGUACAUAGCGAUGAUUCGCGUAACCAACUUUUAGUGUAUCGUGGUCAAAAGUUAUUUGCACAUGAUUGGAAACUAUUGGAAAACAGUGUCGGUGGAUUAGUAUGUAUAAAUUCUUUUUUAUCAACCACCCUCUACGAAGGUAUUGCAAUGCAAUUUGCUUAUGCAUGUCGAGAAGAAAAAACUGUUGCUGUGAUUUUUCGAAUUACACUUGAUCGUCGUGUUUUAUCUUCGAUUUUUGCUGACAUCUCUGGCCAGAGCAGUAUAACAUAUGAAGCUGAAGUACUUUUAUCUCCAGGUGUUGUGUUUCGUGUUGAAAAUAUCGCGUAUGAUGAUGCGUUUGAUCGAUGGGUUGUUAAUCUGAUCGCUACUGAUCCAGAUAAAGAUUCUUUACUUUCAUUUAUGCUAUCCAAAUCGGAUAGAACAAGUCUUGGCCAAGUGCUUUAUCAAACGGGCGAAUAUGAUGCAGCACGUGACUAUUGUGAAUUGAUGCUGAGGUAUACAGGUGAGCAUCUUACUCAUUAUAGUAUUCUUGGAAAUAUUUUCAAGGAAAUAAAAGAAUAUGAUCAAGCACUUGAAAAUCAUUAUAAAGCCCUUAAAUUUGUCACAUCAAUUUAUCAAUGUUCAGUGGUUUAUUAUAAUCUUGGACUAGCAUAUUUAGGUAAAGGCGAUUAUAAUCGUGCCCUCCACUAUCACCACGAAGCAUAUGAAUUAGAAUGCGUUGAAGGUGAAACGGAGAAGUUAGCAUUAAUCUAUCAUAAUAUGGGAUUCGCUUAUAUCAAAAUUGGCGCGUUGCGUCUUGGCGUAGAUUACUUAGAAAAAGCACUAGACAUACAAAACAGCGUCUUACCCUCUAAUCACUAUCAUUUGGGUUGUACAUAUCUGAAUUUAGGUGAUUAUUAUCGUGCACAGAAUGAAAGUGGACAAGCUUUAGAAUAUUACCAACACGCUCUUGAUAUAUUUCGAUGUUCACGACAACAUGAUCAGAACGCCGUCACUCGUGCUCAUUUUCGUAUUGCUAAACUAUAUUCUGAUAUGGAUCGAUACGACAUGAUGACAAGAACGUUCGAACAACUGAUAAAAGCCUAUGGGAGAAUGGCUAACGGUUUAGCACUUGCACGUGUUUAUAUGAUGAUAAUGGAAUGUACGUUUUAUUCAGAAAGGAAUCUUAAACAAUGCGCCACAUAUGCCGAGUAUAUUCUCACAAUUCGUCGACAGCAUCUAGAUGCCGAUCAUAGAUUGAUUGGAAUCACACACUAUAUUCUGGGUUCACUUCAACUUGGAGCCCAUAUGCAAUGCUUUCCAGCACAUGACUUUGCUGCUCUAAUCAAUGGUCAAAAAAAUCUUAUGCGAGCGGCUGAAAUAUUAAAGUCAUGCCCCACUUAUUCCAUUAAAGUAAUUGAAAACCUCGCUUUCGUUUACCGCCAACUGAAACUUUAUGACAAAGCCAUCGUUUAUUUUAAGCAGUCAAUCGAGCAUACAUCAAUUGACAGUAAAUAUCUUCCACAACGCUAUAAAAACCUAGCAUCGGCUUAUGGAGAGCUACAUCAAUUUAAGACUGCCAUUCGGUAUUUAAAAGAGGCAUUGCGUCUAUAUGAUCAAUCAUCCGAAGGUAUAGCAGAUCGAGAAAUUAUCCGCUGUCAUGCUGUUCUCGGUACAUUUUACAAAUAUACUAAACGGUACAAGUUAGCACUGAAACACUUCUCUACUACUCUUUCACUAUGGCGAAUGACAGCUGGUCCCAUGGAUGCUAGUCGUUCUGUCGGUGCAGUUUAUUAUCAUACGGCUGAUAUUUAUUACAAAUUACGUUUGCCGUAUCCGUCAUGCAUUGCUCAAUACUUUUAUUUCUGGAAUCAAUAUAGAAUUGACCAGAUGAAUUCUCAGCCGGAAGCAAGAUCAUCAUUAAUGGAUUCCGACCCUGGACACAUCAAUGGCUUUUCUAUUCAAAUUCAAAUAGAUCUCGAUUGA